GUUAUUCUUUUCUUUAUUGAAGUAAAUAACGAAAGAAACGCGCAACAUCCUUUGACCACUUAGUUUGACCAUUAAUAUAGUCAAAGCGCAACAUCAGAUAGAAUUGGCCAGCAUGCUGGUUAGAGCGUCUUGCUAAAAUAAAACGUUGAGUACGCCAGCCUGACUGACCUACUACUACUAUAAUAUGUUCUGUGACUGUAACAAGAUAAAAAUUACAUUACGAUUGUAUUAUUUUCCAUUCAAAAACACUUGAAUAUCGUAGAUACUGUAUUAUCAAUAGUCUUUAAUUUAGAUAUCGCCGUACCCAUUAAGAAUUUGUGACGAAGUUCCAAAUAUUAGAAAAGUUAUUAUUACGAUGUAAAUGUAUUAGUUUUUAGUUAUUAUGUAGUUAUGUGUUGUGUUAACAAAUAAAUGAUUUCUAUUCUAUUCUAUUCUAAAUAUUUAUGGGUGAAAUUCCAGCUUGCGUUAUAGAUGUGGGGACGGGUUACACCAAAUUGGGGUUCGCCGGCAACAGGGAGCCCCAGUUUAUCAUCCCGUCAGCCAUAGCAAUAAAGAAAACGGCUCAAGUCAGAGAUCCGAGUAUUAGCCGGAUGACUAAGGGCAUGGAUGAUUUAGAUUUCUUUAUCGGUGACGAAGCGUUCGAUGUUAAGGGAUACGCGGUGAAAUAUCCUAUCCGUGACAGUAUAGUUGAGGACUGGGACUUAAUGAAAUGUUAUAUAGAACAAUGCAUGUCCAAGUACUUACGCACCGAGCCCGAAAACCACCUCUUCUUGAUAACGGAGCCGCCGCUAAACACACCGGAGAACCGUGAAUAUCUUGCCGAGAUAAUGUUCGAGUCAUUUAAUGUGCCGGGUUUGUAUAUAGCAGCACAAGCGACCCUCGCCCUCAUUGGCACGAGGGCACAAUUAUUGCCUACACCGCAAUGCUUCACAGGGAUCGUAGUCGACAGCGGCGAUAGUGUAACUCACAUAGUGCCUAUCGCUGACGGCAGUGUCAUUGGUUCUUGCAUCAAACAGAUUCCCUUAGCAGGAAGAAAUAUUACAUCGUUCAUUCAAUCACUUUUACGUGACCGUGAAUUCGGAAUCCCACCAGAACCGAGUUUGGAAACUGCUAAAGCUAUUAAAGAAAGGUAUAGUUACAUUUGCAAAGAUAUUGCCAAGGAGUUUACAAAGUAUGAUUCUGAUCCUGCAAAGUGGAAGAAGAAUUAUACAGGAAUCAAUGCAAUCACAAAAAACCCAUUCUCGGUUGAUGUUGGGUAUGAAAGAUUCUUGGGGCCGGAGAUUUUCUUCCAUCCAGAAUUUUCCAAUGCAGAUUUCACAGUGCCUUUGAAUGAGGUGGUCGAUGAAGUUAUACAGAGCUGCCCCAUUGAUGUGCGGAGAGAAUUGUAUGGGAAUAUUGUUUUGUUUGGAGGAUCUACUAUGUUUAGGGACUUUGGAAGAAGGCUUCAACGGGACAUUAAGAAAACUGUUGAUGCCAGAUUAAAAUUGUCUACAAUGUUAUCAGAAGGGCGUAUUACACCGAAGCCUAUCGAUGUUCAAGUUAUAUCCCACAGUAGGCAGAGAUACGCUGUGUGGUUAGGCGGUAGUAUUAUGGGAUCAACCCCUGGGUUCUUGUACCAGGUGGGUCACAGUAAACAAGCGUACAUGGAGUAUGGGCCUAGCAUUUGCAGGUACAACGAGGCAAAUAUAUUUAUAGACAGCUAGUUUCGAACUAAUAGAGAUGGUCCAUUUUAGGCCAGAUCUAUGAACCUAUUAUACACUAGACUAUUGUCGGAAUUAUUCGAUUAGCUCUUGCGAGGCCAGGUGGCACGAGUUGUUUCCGUGAAGAGUCCCGCCUGAUCUUACU
Messenger RNA from Bicyclus anynana (squinting bush brown), 1845 nucleotides. RefSeq names its product actin-related protein 3-like. NCBI's taxonomy places the organism in Eukaryota, Metazoa, Arthropoda, Insecta, Lepidoptera, Nymphalidae. The record is from RefSeq and is a predicted model, not a curated record. Gene Ontology annotation, cellular component: Arp2/3 protein complex; actin cortical patch. Bases 444 to 1703 code for a protein of 419 amino acids. The transcript has a single exon. Gene Ontology annotation, molecular function: actin filament binding. Gene Ontology annotation, biological process: Arp2/3 complex-mediated actin nucleation.